AAAAUUAUUCAUUUCUUUCAAAACCAGACAUAAUGCUGCACCAAGGAAUUAUCUUACGGGAAGGACAUGUAACACGCACUAUCUACAAUCUGAUCAAGGAUAAACGCUACGAGGAUGUCAUCGAGUGCAUUGUGAAUUGUGGAGAGGCGGCCAAUACUCGAGCCGGUCUGUCCACGCUGGGACAUUGUUACUACCAUGCCCAGAAGUAUGAGGAGGCGGCCAGUUGCUAUGAACAGCUCUGUCAGCUGGUGCCCAAGGAAUCCAAGUACAGAUUCUACUAUGCACAGUCGCUCUAUCAGGCUGGCAUUUUUGCCGAGGCACUGCGUGUCCUGAAACAGAUCAGCGAUAAGGAACUGGAGCUGAGGGAGCAGUGCCUGCAAUUGCAGAGUGCCAUUCUCUAUUCGAGCGAGGAUUAUGCGGGAGCUCAGAGUCUGCUUAAUCAGAGAGCUGGCGGCACAGCCGAGACCCUUAAUGACGAGGGUUGCUUGCUGUUCCAGGCGGAUCAGCAUGAAGCGGCAGUGCAGCGUUUCCAAACGGCGCUGCAAGUGGGCGGUUUUAAUCCGCUGGUCGCCUACAAUGUGGCAUUGGCACACUUUCAGCGCAAGCAGCGGGCACAGGCGCUAGACUACACCUCCGAGAUUGUGGAGCGAGGCAUGCGAAAUCAUCCAGAGCUGGGCAUUGGUGCCCAAGUGGAUACGGAUGGCAGUGCACGUAGUGUUGGCAAUCCCAUUACGAUGGCAUUGUCCGGCAUCACACAAGCGCUCAAUCUAAAGGCGGCUCUAGAGUAUCAGGAUGGGAAUGUGGAGGCUGCACGGGACGCACUGCUCGAUCUACCACCACGGGCAGAGAGUGAACUGGAUCCGGUAACGUUGCACAACAUGGCCUUGACGGAUGCUCAAGGACCUGUGGCUGGUCUGCGUAAAUUGGCCUUUCUGCUGCAGUUGGGUGCACCAGCCUGCCCCAAGGAGACGUUUGCCAACAUCUUGCUCACCUGCUGCAAGCACGAGCUCUACGAGACCGCUGCCGACAUUCUGGCCGAGCACACAGAUCUCACCUACAAAUAUCUUUCGCAGUAUCUGUACGAGCUGCUGGAUGCGCUGAUCACGGCCCAAACCAGCGGCGAGUUGGCCGAAAAGAAACUGGGAACGCUCGCCUCCAGCUUGUCGGGGAAAUUGCGCAGCCUGGCCGCCCGAGUGCAAGAGGUGAGAGCCACCAGCGAGCAGCAGGCACUACGCGAUGCACUCAAGGAUUACGAACAGGCACUGGAGCUUUAUCUCCCAGUGGUUAUGGCGCGAGCCUGGAUCUCCUGGCGUGAGGAUGAUUUCCUGGGUGCCGAGCGUGAGUUUCGGUCCAGCGCAGAGUUCUGCUCCGAGAAUGCCAUCUGCUCCGUAUGGCGCUUGAAUGCAGGACAUGUGCUCUUUAUGCAGGACAAGUACAAGGAGGCGGCAGCUUUCUAUGAACCCAUUGUCCGUCAGCACUCGGAUGACAUUAUGUCCGUUUCGGCUGCUGUGCUGGCCAAUUUGUGCGUCUCCUACAUUAUGACCUUUCAAAACGAGGAGGCCGAGGAACUCAUGCGGAAAGUGGAGAACGCCGAAGAGCUGAAGGGUAACCAGGGCAAGCAGUACCAUCAUCUGUGCAUUGUCAACCUGGUCGUGGGCACCUUGUACUGCGCCAAAUCCAACUAUGAGUUCGGACUCUCGCGCAUCGCGCACGCUCUCGAGGGUGGAUCGGGUGCGCGUCUCUAUGCGGACACCUGGCUUCAUGUGAAACGCUGUAUGCUCGGAUUGCUCACAGGUAUGGCGAAGCAGAAUAUCAUUUUACCCUAUCCGGCCGUCCAGGAGGUGCUCAACUUUCUCAAAUCUUGCGAAGCUUACGGCCUAUUCACACCAGCAAACAUCUAUACGGCCACGGAGCAGAUACCCAAGGAACCAUUGACCAUUGGCCUCGAGGCCAGAAAACUUCGACUGCUGCUAAUCAAGCUAAGCGAAUACGAAAACUAUUAA
Molecule: messenger RNA, 2003 nt
Organism: Drosophila albomicans
Lineage: Eukaryota; Metazoa; Arthropoda; Insecta; Diptera; Drosophilidae
Gene: Ttc30
Product: tetratricopeptide repeat protein 30 homolog
Exons: 5
Coding region: 33-2003 (656 amino acids)
Biological process (GO): intraciliary transport
Cellular component (GO): axonemal microtubule; intraciliary transport particle B
Molecular function (GO): protein binding; intraciliary transport particle B binding
Source: RefSeq, a predicted model, not a curated record